AUGCGGAUGGGCUUCGGCUUUACCGGUUUGAUUAUGGCCCGAAAACGUAAAUCUAGCUCACCUGAACCAAGGCUUGCCCGUUCCAAAGCCUUAAAGAAGGACGAGGAUGUGUUUGAGAUAAAAGCGUCUCGCAGCGCGUCCCUUGAUUCGCGAAGGAUCUGUCAAUCCGCGAAAGGGAAACGCCAGCGCAUCGUCUCAGAUGCAUCCCCACAAAGAGGACAUUCUGCCAGGUUUAAAGGUAUCGCGCCCAGCUUUCAUUCUCCUGUUGCAGACCAGGCAGAGUGCAGAGAGGAUUCCCUGCACGGGACCAGCUCAGCACAGCACCCUGCUUCACCCAAAGAUGACACUGAGCUCGGGCUGGUCAUCACCCUGGAUGAGAAUCAGUGUGGGGGGCAUCAAGGAUGGAGGAAGAAGGGUGUGAGGAUGAAAAUGGGGGCGGCGGGGGGGACAGAGGCUGCGGGGGCUGGGGCCGAGCAGGAAGAGAUGGCCUGUGAGGAUCCGGAUAUUAACAGGCAGCUGGACAACGAGCUGGAGAGAAAGUCGCGACAGCACAACCUGAGCCGCUCCAAUGUGCGCACCAUUCUGCACGUAAGUACGGCACAGCCUGAGCCGCUCCAAUGUGCGCACCAUUCUGCGCGUAAGUACGGCUCAGCCUGA
Messenger RNA from Brienomyrus brachyistius, 657 nucleotides. RefSeq lists its product as uncharacterized. The record is from RefSeq and is a predicted model, not a curated record. The transcript is spliced from 4 exons. Bases 1 to 657 code for a protein of 218 amino acids. Lineage: Eukaryota; Metazoa; Chordata; Actinopteri; Osteoglossiformes; Mormyridae.